Molecule: messenger RNA, 4100 nt
Organism: Cololabis saira (Pacific saury)
Lineage: Eukaryota; Metazoa; Chordata; Actinopteri; Beloniformes; Belonidae
Product: zinc fingers and homeoboxes protein 2-like
Exons: 13
Coding region: 851-3556 (901 amino acids)
Biological process (GO): regulation of transcription by RNA polymerase II
Cellular component (GO): nucleus
Molecular function (GO): DNA binding; DNA-binding transcription factor activity, RNA polymerase II-specific
Source: RefSeq, a predicted model, not a curated record
AGGCGGGCGGGUGCCCGCAAGGGACAAGUUGACAGCAAACAAGAGGCGGCUCAUUCAUUUCCCCGGCAGCAGGCAUGCUUCGCAGGGACACCGACACCCUUCCCGCCGGGCGGCCGGAGCCGUGCCCGGCUCCGCCCGUCCCGCUGCUGAACUUUCCCCGCUCGGCGCCGCCAUGGCUGCUGCUCCGCCGUUGCCGCCGCUGCUGACGGACGGACGCCGGCAUGCAAAUACGUACUCUGACGUCGGCGAUCAUGUGGCUUUUGGCGUAGAUCCUCCUUGUGAUCGCCAAUUUUUUUUUUUUUCCUCCUCUUCCCCUGUUCGCCUGUUGUGUCUCCUCGGUUAUCGGGAGCGGGAGUCGGGAGGCGGAUUUGGUGGUGAUUCGUGCACCGGGACGGACCCCCGGCUUGGACCCCCAGGACCCCCCGCAGCGCCGGGCCAGGUGAGACGCCGUUAAAACUCUCCCGUGCUGCAUCCUGUCAUGAAGUUCCAGGAGUUCAGCCAGAGCUGGAGCGGACGCUGUCGGCGAGCCCAGCCAACGUAACACGACCACCAAACCUUCACCACUGACAGCCUGGUUUUCUCUGUAGCCACUAAUCUUAUCUCAGUUCUUUGGACCUUUUUUGGCUACGGAGUCCAAUCCCAGAAUCCCUGAGCUCUCCCAAAUAAAGCCUCGUCCUGUAUUUGCAGUCAGUCCCCCUGGUUGUACUUCUGGACCUCAGGGCUAUUUUCUAAAUAGUCCUGCGCCCUGGACCCUGAUCCACGGCAAAAGCCUCAAUAACCACAUCUCUGGCCAGGUAAAGGCACCAAGAGAGGGACGCUGUCCUCCGGGACAAACCCAGGAACCACCAUCAUGUCCAGUCGACGCAAGGCCUCUACUCCCUGUAUGAUCCGACCGGAGAGGACCGCGGUGGAGCUCGACGACGACGAGGAAGAAUCGCAUAACAUGGAGACCACACCAGAGAACCAUAUUCAGGAGCAGCCUUUAAAUACAGACCAAGUUGGACCAGCAGAGCCGUCCAUGGACUUGGAUCAGAGCAACAAAGCUUCAGACACCCCCAAGGCUCCUGAUAAACCAGCAGCCGACCCGCCGGAGUCCAAACCUCAGCGGAAACAGCAGGGAGGGUAUGAAUGCAAAUACUGCACCUUUUCCACACAGAAUCUCAACACUUUCAAAGAGCAUGUGGACGCCAACCAUCCAAAUGUCAUCCUCAACCCCCUGUACCUGUGCGCUGUCUGUAACUUCAACACUAAGAAGUUUGACACCCUGACAGAGCACAAUGAGAGGUGUCACCCAGGGGAGAGCAACUUUAAAUUCAAACGCAUCAAAAUGAACAAUCAGACAAUCUUGGAACAGACAAUAGAGGGCUGCAACAAUGCAGUCAUUUACAACACGUCAGGUACCACGACUGGCAAAGGGGACGCACCGGCGGCGGCGCUGCUGAGCAAACCCACCUCGGUCAAAAUUGGAAAACCAAAAAUGAUGUCGACGGAUAAACGGACAGAAUCUCAUCUGGGUAAACUGACCCUGGAUCUCGCCAACAAACCAAUCACAGCUGUCAAUGUGAACGGGACUGUCAUCAUCCCGGAGUCGACGCUCCUCAAAGCAGGCGGCCUUUCUCACAUCAUGCCUUCCUUACAGCAGCCGCUGAACUAUACCCAGGUGCCCAAGAUUGCAGUGCCCCUCAACACGACGAAAUACAACCCCCAUCUGGACGAUAACCUGUCGCUCAUCUACUCCUUCAACAACUUCCCCUACCCAACACAGGCAGAGCUGUCCUGGCUCACCGCAGCAUCCAAGCACCCGGAGGAGCAGAUCAAAGUCUGGUUCACCACCCAGAGGCUCAAACAGGGCAUCAGCUGGUCGCCUGAAGAGGUGGAAGAAGCCAGAAAGAAAAUGUUCAACGGCACAAUCUCCACUGUGCCUCCAACUUUGAAGGUGGUUGGUCCACAGCUCAACUCCCACUCAUCCACAAACCAGCCUGUCCACUCCGCAGCCUCUAAACUGCCGUCGGCUCCCGUCCUCCACCCCGUCCCCUGUCAGCUUCUGGGACAAACCAGCCUCGUGCUGACUCCCGUAGCCAACGGCUCUACCGUCACCUGUGCACCGCUGGCACUCACAGUGGCUAACCAGGUGCUCACGACCGUGGCGCAGUCACUCAAACGACCCCUGGCCUCCCCCAUAAUCGCCACGGAGAGUAAACGGCCCUCCAUCAUUCAGAACAUCUCCGUUCCCAUGGCCACGUCCAAGCUGGCAUCGCCCAAAGUGCUGAGUUUCACAGUGGACCCCAAUAAAACAGCAGAGCAGCUGUCGGUGCUGAGGUCCAGCUACACCGGGUGCCCUUUUCCCGAGGAGGACGAAAUCUACAGGCUGAUAGAAACCACCGGCCUGUCCAGAGGAGAGAUAAAGAAGUGGUUCAGUGAACAGAGGCUCCUCAAUCUCAAAAGUGUUCCUCCACCUCCCACACUGGUGAAGGCAGAAGUGACGCCGCCGGUGAAGGACGGGGCUGUCAGGAAAGCGGUGCCUAACCAGUUUCCCCUGCUGGAGAGGGUGAAGGGGAAGUCGUCGGAGCAGCUCAAGGCCAUGGAGGAGAGUUUCCAGAGAAGCAGCUCUCCAACUGGAGAAGAGCUCGACCAGCUGGCCCAGGAGACCAGGCUGUCCAAAACAGAGGUGGACUGCUGGUUUUCCGAGCGCAGGGCUCUGAGGGACAACAUGGAGAAGGUUUUACUCACCAUGAACUCCAAGAGUGCAGACGACAGGCCGGAGCGGGCCGGAGCCCCCCUGCUGAACGGGGCGUCUCACCGAGAGCAGGACGGGAAGCCUCCACGCUCCCCUCCUCCCCCACCGUCCUCCGAUUCCUCUUCUUCUUCCUCCUCUUCCUCUCCUCCUGUUCUCGCAGCCUCCUCCUCCCCCCAGCUGCCAACUCAUUCAUCCUCAACAUCUCCUCCCAUUCUCACCUCUUCCCGCUCUUCUCCACAUCCUCCCAUCAUGUCAGCCUCCACGAGCCCUGCAGCUAUCUCUAGCCACUCGCUGACCCUGCUCAGAGAGAUGUUCUGCCGGACCCAGUGGCCUUCUCCCGAGGAGUACAGCCAGCUGGAAGUCCAGACAAGCAUGGGACGCACCGACAUCGUCCGCUGGUUCAAGGACCACCGCUCGGCUCUGAAGAACGGGGAAAAUCUGGGCUGGAUGGACGGUUUCCAAAACCAAAACGCUGCAGAGAAGGAGAAGGCGGGCCAGGGCCGGGAUCAGGACACGCAGAGUACUGAGAUAAAGCCAAGCAUUUCCUUGGAAGAGAAGGCGGAGGAGGCUGGUGGGAACGUAGAAGCUGCAGAGAACUCCAAACCGUCUGAGCAAAACCAAGUCCAGUGGUUAAGUGAGAGACUGGACCAGAGCAGGACCAGGCAGGACCAGACCAGCACUAAUGAUGCUGAAAAUGGGAGGUGGGUAAAGGUGACGGUGGAUGUCGGGGAGGAAAGUGAAGAAGUAGCGGACACGCCGAAGCUGACAACGGACACGGAAGUUCCCACUAUGGAGCAUCCUGGGAGGGUGACGGGUUGAUGGUGCAGUUAGUGUGGACUGCUGAGUCAUCAGCCACCAUGACACGACGGGCCGUAGGAACCAGUGACGCAUCAUCCUAUGAUGUCAUCAGCAAGCACCAGGGACUGUAGUGCUCCAGCGUUGAAGCACUGGUGUGAAGUGCAGAUGCUGACAAUAGGAGUGCCAAAGCAGGACUGAAUAUUAUUCUUUGACAUAUAUAUAUAUAUUUUCUUUUUAAGGAAAAGCCCCUGUAAAUAUUUUUCUGUAUUACCAAAAUGGUUUGUACAGUUUUACUAGGACGAUUUGUUACUUUUUAUUUCAAGUCUGAAUGUUAGCCCAAAUCUGGAAUGUUUCUGUUCUCUUUUUUUAAGUUUAAGAUCAAACUGUACUAUUUGCUGAAAGUCUAUUUGCUGAAAAAUCUUUUUUUAUUUUUGUGAAAAGGAUUUGUGUAUUUUACUUAGUAUGAUGGCACUUGCGUAUUUCCGUUUGUUAGCGAUAGAUACUUAAAAGCACUCUCAGACUUACGACGACGAAGGUGUUAAUGACUCAGCCGUGCUUGAAAGAA